Messenger RNA from Struthio camelus australis, 1942 nucleotides. The record is from RefSeq and is a predicted model, not a curated record. Lineage: Eukaryota; Metazoa; Chordata; Aves; Struthioniformes; Struthionidae.
AAGACAGCUGCUAUCAAAUAACAUAAAAGAAGUUUUUACAUGUAUUGGCAUUGCUUUCAUGAGUAACAGUCAAUCCAGUCUAAUUCUUAAAAAAAUGUUUUUUUCAGGUAGCAGAUCUCCUGUUUCAAACAGCAAAAGAUGCUGGUCUCAAGUUCGAUUCCGUAUGCGGUGUUCCUUACACAGCGCUGCCCUUGGCCACGAUCAUCUGUUCGACACAUCAGAUUCCGAUGCUUAUACGGAGGAAGGAAGCAAAAGACUAUGGUACAAAGCGGCUGGUAGAAGGCACCAUUAAUCCAGGAGAAACCUGCUUGAUCAUUGAAGAUGUGGUAACAAGUGGAUCUAGUGUACUGGAAACUGUCGAAGUUCUUCAGAAAGAAGGAAUAAAAGUCACUGAUGCCAUAGUGCUGUUGGACAGGGAGCAGGGUGGGAAGGCCAGGCUAGAAGAACGUGGAAUUCGCCUGCACUCUGUAUGCACGUUGUCCGAGAUGUUAGAGAUUCUCCAAGAGCAGGGAAAAGUGGCCGCUGAGAUGGUUGGAAAGGUGAAGAAAUUCAUUCAGGAAAGCGUGUUUGAGCCAGUGACUCAAAAUGGUCCUGCUCCCAUGAAAAGACUAUGUAAAGAACUGAGCUUCAGCGCUCGUGCUGAGCUACCUGGGAUACAUCCUGUCGCAGCCAGACUUCUCACGCUUAUGGAAAAGAAGCAAACUAACUUGUGCCUUUCUGCUGACGUCACCAACUCCAAAGAGCUGCUGCAGUUAGCUGCUAGCCUGGGCCCCAGUAUUUGUAUCCUAAAGACUCAUAUAGAUAUCCUGAAUGAUUUUACGCAAGAGGUAAUAAAGGAGUUGAGAGCACUUGCAGACCAGCAUGAAUUCUUGAUUUUUGAAGACAGGAAAUUUGCAGACAUUGGAAACACAGUGAAACAUCAAUAUGAAGGUGGUAUAUUCAAAAUAGCAUCCUGGUCAGAUGUAGUUAAUGCUCAUGUGGUUCCAGGCUCUGGAGUUGUGAAAGGUCUGAAGGAAGCAGGUCUUCCUUUACAGCGAGGCUGUCUUCUGAUUGCUGAGAUGAGUUCCCGAGGGUCGCUUGCCACUGGUGACUACACAAAAGCUGCAGUACAGAUGGCUGAAGAAAACUCAGAUUUUGUUUUCGGAUUCAUAUCUGGAUCGAGAGUUAGUAAUAGACCAGAAUUUCUUCACUUAACUCCAGGGGUACAGAUGCAAGCUGGAGGUGAUAACCUUGGACAGAAGUACCUAAGCCCAAAAGAAGUUAUUAACGAAAAAGGUUCAGACAUCAUUAUUGUGGGACGUGGCAUCUUAUCUGCCUCAGACCGUCUUCAAGAAGCAGAGAAGUACAGGAAGGCAGCAUGGGAGAGCUACUUAUGCAGACUUGGUGUUCAUGUGUCAGAUUGAAUUAAGGUCGUUUUUUCUAGUGAAUAAGCAAAGCUCAUGCAGCAGUCAAGAUGGAGCUGAAAUCAUCACGAGACUUUCUCCCAAUUAAAUACGUGAACACUUAGUGUUAAGUCAGUAGAAAACCAUGCCCUUCUGGGGAAAUCUCUUGCUGACUCGGUUAUUUUUAAUUGCGAGCGCACACACAGACAAAACUGUACUUGCCAUGACUGUUUUGUAGUAUUUGAGUAGAUGAAACCAAAACUUGUUGCCAAUUUUUAGCUUAAUUGCUUUUCUCUGCUAAAAAAUGUUGAAUGAAAACACUCUGAAGGGUGCUUGCCUGACUGUUACUGCUCUUUGUUUCUUCUUUCCACCCUCACAUUCCUUCUGGCUGUGGAAACAAUAUUUUACUGUUCUCAGUAAACUUGACCUGCAGUGUUGACCUUCUGUUCCACUAUCACAGGACUACUUGGCUCUGCCAUUUCCAAGGAGCAAGUAUCAAUCUGAAUCCCGCGCUGUGAAGUUGAAUAAUGUGUUGUUUAAUAAACACGUUUGCUACUGUU